GGACUCAAGCUGUCAAAACGGCGAGCGAUCAUCUGAUGUUUCUUCUUCGCUGUUUUCGCUGCUCUAUUUUCGAGACGAACCCAAAAUCCAUUCUAAUCUGUCAAUUUUUUUCUGUUGUUUCAGAAAGAAUCACGGCGAGCUGUUGAAUAUUGGGUCAUUGGUGACGAGAAGUGGGUAGUUAACGAGCUACUGUGUGAAGGGUGGAUACGAAGGACUAAAAUAGUUGCAAAAAAUGGCAUCCCUUAAGGAUUGGGAUAUUAUCAAGCUAACAACGCUGAUCACGAACGUGGACACAAAGCUAUCCGCGAGCACGAAAACGGAUUGUGAUUUUCAGAUUCUGUGCCUGGUGCGGCAAAAUGAUCAGAUCCUUUUUCGGUACAUCGACGGUAGCGGAGAGGUGCAUCUCAUGCUCAUAUGCUGGUUCGCCGACAAUCGGAAGUGCGUGCAGGAUAUUUGCUUCGACAGCAGCGGGAGUUGGUUGUUGGUAUUUUGUUACGACAACACGCUCCACAUCGUCCCCGCCCUCUCGAUCUGCGACAAGACCAAACAGGUUGAUGCUACCUUCAACCAGGAUGAGAUCACAUCCUUCAUCGUGCCCUUUAUCGGCCCGCACGAGUGUCCUAAUCCCCAAACUUGCCCAAACAACUCGCACAACCUUUCGUCGGUGGCUUCGCACCGUUCAUCGAUCGCAUCAGAAAUAAGCACCAAGUCUAGCCUCAGCUCUGAACUGGCCAGUCCUGGGUCAACCCAGCAAUCAUCGGGGAUGAAGCGAUCGGAGUCGGUGUACACGACCCACAAGAUCGACGAAAUAUUUUCAUUGAAUAGCAUCUACAGUCAGCUGUACGGAGGAGAUGAGCAACAGGCACCGGCGGCGGUCGCUACUACGCCGAUAGCGAUGAAGACGAUUGAGAACUUUUUCGCGGAAGGAGCUGGAGCCCUUGGGGCGAAGGAUGAGAAGAGUGGGACGAAAUGCUCAACCCCACAGGAAUGCUGUAGCAGAACGAUCAGCUCCAGCAUCGAAUCUACGAUAUCGGUUUCGUGUCCUUAUCCAACGUGCUGCAGCUGGUGGAGGACCCUUACCGACGAACCACGGGCUAUUUUAGGAUACUCAGAUGGAUCGAUUUGUGUUGUAGCUUUGACGCCGAACUGUCCCUUUCUGGGGAACACCAACUGCGAACGAGGUUCCAUCGACAAGCUGGUGAUUUGCCAGGAUAAUAAUAAGGAAACAAUCAGUCUGAUGAUUAACACAUCAACCAAAGAGCAGUGGAAGUUGCUGCUGGAGCAAAAAUCCAUCAAGUACACCUUUCCAGGGGAUAUCUCACCGACUUCUAGUCAAGAUUUGAAAGCGGAAAUGAUGAAGACGCUGGGAGAGUUUAGCGAAAAACCUGACUCAGGAACUAUGGAUGACUGGCAGAUAGUCCUCGCGCUGCCCAAAGAUUUGGGCGGUGCCGAGGGUUCCAGUGAUCAAGCCCAGGGUGAUAAAACUUCUAGCCCAAGCGGAUCAGAUACUCAAUCGAGUGAUGAGUUUGAAAAAGUGGAAGGAGAAGGGUUCAAUGACGAAGGAGAAAAAGAAGGAAAAGACCUACCAAGUGGGAUACCCAAAUUGUUUCCGGCUGCCAAAGCGAGGCUGCUCUCAUUGAGGGAUUUAGGAGCUAAGAAGAUUGGUACUUUAAAGUUAAAGCUUUCCGAUAGUAGAAUUAAGGCCAAGGAGAAAGAGAGAAUCAAAGAACAAGCGGGUAACCUGGCCGUGGUGGAGCUACCCGGUAUGUAUCCGGAGAUUUUGACCACCCCUGCUGGUCCGUAUUUCGUUGUGCAAUACUUGGAUGGACAAUACUUGCUAAGUGCCCUCCACACGUACUCCGACACCCUAUCUGUUCAUAGCAUGGAUAUCAGUUUGAUCCCUCUACACAUCUACAAAGUACCAGAACAAUGCAAAACUACCAUUCUCACGAAGAACGUCAUUUAUGUUGUGCAUCAAGUGAAUUUGGAAUCGGAAAAAACAACGGAUAGCACAAACUCAUCGUCUAAUGCCAACGAAGAGGCAACUGGCAGCAGUCAGGCAAGACGAAGCACUGAAAGUAGCAUAGAGAAUCUUCCGAGCAGCCAAAAUCAGACACAAACGGACGAUGGGGAUGAUUCGACGGAAACCACAAACACCAAUUUGGUGAAUGCUGUUUCCGUUGUGAGCUGUCAAAUGGCUUCGAUCAAGAUGAGUGACGAUUAUGAAUUCAACGAGCAUGCAAUGCUGGCACUGUUUCAGUUCCCGAACGAGAAAAUACUCGACAUUCAUCGAGUUAGUUCUCUGGGUGAGAACAACGGUGACAAGGAACCAGAACCAGAAUCAAAACCCAAGCAAGAGGAUCCGAACGACACGCGCUCACCAUUUAUCAAGUCAACCGUGUCCAAUUACCUGAAAAUGCAAAGGAGCCUUCGCAUGGACAAAAAGUUGGAAACCAACGAGGGUCAGGUUAUGAUAAAUGAAUUUCCUAAGGUUGAAUUCGACAAAGCUGUGAUUGUCACCGACAAAAAUCUGUACGCUGUCGAACUGUGCGAUACAGCGCGGAAUUUAUUUCUGAAGCUGGCGCAGAAAUCGAUUUGGGCUGCUUGCGAGGACUUUUGUACCACCUUUGGACUUCCGUUGGCAACAUGUAUCGAGUACGCCGGUGACCAACUGCUAAAGAAACGAAAAAUCACAGAGGCUCUGAUGACUUACAAUGUGGCAAGGUUAUCUCCAAUGAAAACUGCACUCAAGUUCGCAAUGGUCAACGAAAACGGGGCGCUAAUGAAGCUGUGCUCGAUGGCUUUACGCAAUUCGCAUAUCAUCAAUAGUCAGUUUGUUAUGCAUGAUGUUAUGAAAAUUCUGGUCGAUGAGGCCCACUUAGGAAACGUUAUUUACGAUUCUCUGAUGAAUCUUAACGCUAAAAUAUCACUCAAACCUAUCAACGCGGGAGCUCAAUGCAGUGAUUACUCUUACGAUAACGAUGACGUCUCGUGGGAUGUUCAGAUUUCGACAACGGCGCAAUUCCAUCUAUCGAACCUAAUGCUACUCACUUUGUGCGAACGCUGUGUUCAGGACAAAAACUAUAUCCCACUGUGGAACUUUAUCGUAACUAAUAGCAAAUAUCAUACCAGUCUGGCGUGUAUAGUCCUCGCCCAGGGCAAACUUUACUCCUCAGCCGUACUUCUAGCGAUGACUCGAGGAACCUGUUUAGAUGUAUUCAGUUGUUUGGUCGGUAUCUGGGAACAGUUGGCCGAAAGCAAUCCGGAGAUAAACGCCUACGCGUACAAUCUAUCCAACGAGUUGUUCAUGGAAAGUUUGAUUUAUCUCCAGGGUUGUACCAUGGAUUAUUUCGAGAUGAUUCGCAAAUGUAUCGCAAAGUUUGAUAUCAACGUUUUGGAACGUCUGAUCCGACAGCUGAAUCCGUUCCACCCGAUCUAUCGGCCGCUGAUGCACAAGUUAUCCAAUCACGACAGUGCCUCCCGAGAGCUGGACAAGAACCUUCUGAUGUUCUGCAAGGCAUUGAUAGAGACUUUCCUAGUCGUUUCAAUCCGAGCGCAGAUGCUGAAGAUGCACAGUGGGAAUUUCCUGAGUGCGCUCACGCUGGUUCGUGUCCAUUAUGACGAGAAACUGGUGGAAAUUCGACUGAGGCAAUACUCCCCAAUCUCCGCCGGUUUCUCACAUGCUGGGUGUGUACGGGACAAGGUUGCAUAUCUUUGGGGCUCUAAUGGGGUCAAUUGUGCACUGAGUAGAACCUCGCUACAAGGUGAUCCGCUAAAUCCGAACGGGAGUCCGCCGAAUGCAGCGUUUAUGACGCAACUGGACCUGGAGGUACUGGCCGUACAGUGUGGAAGACUGCAUACACUGCUUUUAACAAAUAACGGGGUUUACUCGAUGGGGGCCAACAGUUUGGGACAGCUCGGCAUUGGCAGCCACGUAUUGAACGCCCUCCAGCCAAUGCUGGUCCAGGCUUUGGAUGGAAAAAAUAUCACGCAUAUUUGCGCCGGACAGUAUCACAAUGCCGUUGUGGCUAAUGGAUUUUUAUAUACCUGGGGGUGGGGUAUUUUCGGACAGUUGGGGCACGGUUCGGUAGCGGAUUGCCCCAAGCCAAAAGUAGUGGAGUUUUUCAAGAAAAAGAAUAUACAGCAGAUUGCCCUUGGCCAUGCACAUACUCUAGUACUCUGCAAGCAGGACAACAAUACCAAAAAUGUUCUGUACGUUUUCGGUUCUAAUCACUACGGACAGCUCGGGUUGGGCCAAGAAGAUCGGUUCAAUGUGACGAUCGAUACCAGAAAUGGAAAAUCAUUCGUACUUUCGCUGAUACCACGCCGGUUAGACUUUUGCGAAGAAAUCUCGCUGAUCGACACAAAACUUUUCGUUAAUUUGGUUCUUACCGCCAGCAACAAACUUUACACUUGGGGCGCAUCACCGCAGUCCUUACGUCUGGCCACUCAAGCUCGUAAACGUGCAAAGUCUUCACAUAAAAGUCGUUCCUCGCAACACACGGGACCAGCACCUGGUACCACAUCCAAUACCAAAACAAAUGAACCACCGUCGUCAGCUGUUUUAUCACCCACUAGUCAAGGUGACCAAUCGGCUGCCGCAGAAAAUGUUGAAACUGAGCAGAAACCAGAGCAACCAAGGAGCAGAACAGAAGAGGAGUUGAAGUCGCCAACUGUGCCGAUUCCGGAUAUUAAGAUUGAGGACACUAGUGAAGAAUCGAGGACUUCGGAGCUGGAAGGAGAUAGUCAAACGCAAUCAACAAUUGGUGAAGAAGUCGCGGAACAUUUGGUUCCCAGCCUGGUCGAUACAACGCUUGUGCGGGAUGAUAUUGUGAAGAUUUCAAGUGGUUUGUACCAUUACGCCCUAGUCACCGACAAAUCACACAUCUACACCUGGGGUAAAAAUAUCGAACGACAACUCGGGCGCGAAGGUGGUCGCAAUGAGGUACUUAUUCCCACCAAGUUGGACACCGUAACAGGCGUAGAAUAUGUCGAGUGUGGAGCCGACUUCACGCUAAUUAUGACCGACGAUGGAAGUGUAAAGUCAUGGGGUAACAAUAAUAUGGGCCAAUGUGCAAAAGAAAUCAACCAGGAACGAAGUGGAGUCCCUGGAAAGCUGGUGAGAUUGCCGAUCUCGAACAGAUUGGUUCGGAUUCCGGACAGCUCUCAGUUUAUCGAGUUGCCGCACGAAAUAAAACUACCAUACAGCGAUGGAAGCUAUGCGGCGGGUUGGCAGUGUAUGCGUCUGAUAAAGUCGAUGCCAAAGUUCAGGCGGAAUUUUGUUGUCAAGAGCACACUGGAGAAGGUAAUUAGUAACAAUAUCUCGACAAUUAGUUCCAGCUUGAACGAUGUCAGCAACACGACCGAGAUGGACGACUUUGUCGGGGAGCUACGGUCCGCUUUUGACUGCAGAAUACAACAUCAGAACGCGAGCACCAUGUCCUCGUUGCAAUCCGUGUCGUACGCCACCUCUCCGACAUCGCUGGCGGUUGAUGAGGAUGAGGAUGAUGUUGGGAUGGAUGAAAUGGACGACACAAGUUCCGACUCUUCGCGUCUGUUUAACGACCGUCAUCUGUUGAGCAACGAAUUCAUUCACUAUUGCAUGUAUAUCUUCCACGGUUUGUACAGCCAGGAAAAUUUGCUUACACUGACGAAGCGGUGCAACGAGUACCACAUCCGAAUGAUGAUGCUCAACUACGAUUACGUGGAGGCUUUCCAUCUUAUUCUUGAGCUUCUGUCCGGAUCAUUAUCUUCGUCCGCUUCUUCAGCCACGGUUGCGAAGACAACAAUGAAUUUAGUUAAAAUUUUCGAGUAUUUCACCAAGGACUCCAACAUUAUCCCAAUGGACACGGCCAACUUUAAAUACUUCAUCUACGAACUGUUCAUGUUCUUCAUCAAGCAUAACAUCAGUCUCGACGUGCUGGAGGACUAUUUCCUGCGCAAUCUCGAGUACUACCUAACCCAGCUGGCAUUCGUGUUGUACUUCAGCAACACCAACAACAUACUAGCCGGCCAGCGAUCCAACGUGGAUACCGAAACGCUGGAUCUGGAACGUAAAUUGCUGGAUAAGUUCAACAAUAAUGGAACCAAUCUUCUUGCCUCGGAUUCGUUUGGCACCGCCAGUUCGCCACAAUCGGCAGCGAGGGUGACCCGCAAGCUGGAGAACACCGAAGUCAUCAGCAAGUCCCUAUCGACCAAAUUCUGUGUGGUUCUGUGCCAGAAACUGAUCGAGUACUUCGAUCGGUACAAAUGACUACAGCUGUACGACGAGGAACGUUCACGUUAGUGGUGCCCACUUCUGUACACCUAUACCAGGCAAAGGGGCGAUUUUUUUAUUUACACGAGUGAGUUGAUGAUUUUUAAGUUGUAUAACAAUUUUACUCGGUACUUACGGCAAUCGGAAUUGUGCAUGAAACUCUACUCAAGAUUUUGUUAAGAACGACUUAGAGAUAAAAAUAGCUUAUUUAUUUUGUUUUUUUUUUAAUUUUAUGUAUCCUGUGUGUCGGUAGCAACAAACGUGGCGAUAAUUUUUAACGCUAAAUUAAAAUGAUAUACACUAUUUAUACCAGCCUCAGUAAAGUUUCUUGAAUGAAAUUUAAAGACUGAAAAUUUAUCAGUACCACUCGAGAAAAUCAACAAAACACAUCAUUGGUUUACAAAACGUUAUUGUGAUGUCCAUUAUCGGAACUGACUGGCAACACUGUAUAACAUCAGAUUUGAACAUUUUUCCCUUCACUUUUUAUAUCCUUCCUCCUUCCGGUUGAAUUGGUCUCAAACGAUCGGGAUUAUAUGCGAGCUGAUAUCUCGAUUGAAAAGUUGACACUACUGUAUCUGCGGAAUCGCCACGAAUUCAAUUGCCUUGGAAAUCAGAUUGUUGGUAAUUGCAAUUAGACACUUGGUCCUGGUUAGUGAAAACUCUACCGAUGAGAAAAUUAUCUUUGUGCACUGCCCAUCGACUUUUUCACUGUUUCGCAUUCUAAACAAUGUAAUACGUUAGCUCAACAUGCAAACAAAAAUUUUUUGUUCGAAAACAUUUGAGCAAUUUUGAAAAAACAUUUCCGAAAAAUCACAUAACAGACGUAGUUCCAUACAAUUGUCAGUAUUAUGUGCUAUAAGCUAAGUCUACAUUUGAAUCACAUUCUUUGUAGAGUCCAAACAUGUUUUUUGGAUUGAUAGUUUUUUUUUAAUAAAAUCGAUCUUGUUCUCCCUUUGCCACUUAACGGUAUUCCGGCUGUAUUGGCAGCUUGCCAAGUCAGAUCAGAACUUCACUGGACCUUUGUAUGAUCGAAUGUAUGACAAAAUCCUGCUCUGAAGACACUCCUCCCUGUAAACUGUUCCAUUCGUAGUUGCUCAGGUGACGAAAACCUUUGUCUCCUCUCCACAACUUCAGAUCCCUGAUACCUUCCCCUUCAGAUCAGCGUAAGCAAACACCCCGAAACACUCCUUUUACGGUUGGCAAGAUAAAAUUUGUUACCGGCUAUUCGCCAGGAAUCCAUUUUUACGUAUGUUUCAUCGUCCAUCUAAAUGCAUCCUUUGUACUUGGUCAACACUUGCUCGUACAGCUUCCUUGCACGGGUUUUGGCAACCAAGUUUUGUUUCAGCGUCCUAUUAGGGUGUUUACUGGCAUGAAACGACGGCAAACCUUCUCGCACACCAAUUCGCCGAACUGUACUGUGGCUCGCCGUGAACUUUUUCGCCAAAUCCCGCAAGGAGAGCCCAGGAUUGUUGUGGAAUGCUCUAUGCCUGAUUGGUUUCGCAUAAUCCAACGGUUACGUUUGAGUACGGUAUUUACAGUCGAUUUUAGAAAUUUCAGGAAUAUUUGCGAUCUUUCCUCCUGACCAUGGUGGGCUCUCAACGUUAGUGUGCAAAAAUUUUUCCCGUCUUUCGCGUUCCAUCGUCGAUCACUCAAUCUUCAAUCCUGAUGAAAUUUUCACUACUGAAUAAACAAACUAUCCGGAUCAAAAUGGUGUCAAUAGUUUCUCGAUGUGGCAACUAGGGACACUGCAGUGAAUAAAAAUAAACGACCGAACCCUAACUGAAACACAUUUUACGUGCAAAUAAAUUUAAUACGAACCAACAGCUGUAAUCCACCGCAUAUUUUUAGCGAAUUUAUCACCACGAAUAUAAAAUUACUGAAGAGAUCUCCUCGAGUGGUGGGGACAAAAACUCUCCCGAGAAGCUACUCAAAAUCGAUCUUCACGCACGUUCGUCGUCCAUAAGUAAACCUUAGUUGGGGGUAUUUGAAAUGGGGUAUUUUCAAAUGCGUGUAUGUUGUUAACAAUUCUUCAAAACGAAACACGUAUACAGUAUUUGUUCGGUAAUUGGGAGAGAAAGGAAGUUCAGCUAUCAACAUUCGCUUGCUUACUGAACCGACAUGUAACAUCAAAUGAAGUGAAAAAUUUCUGCAUAACUCGAAAACUAAUCAAGCAAAUGGAACCAAAUUUGGCAUGUGAAGGUUUUAGGGGAGCACGAAACUUUUCUAUGGUGAACAGACACUGCUCCCCACCAUAACUCGAGAACUAAAUCGAGUAAUUGAUCUUUGUUCGAAAAUGAAGUGGAUUUUAAUGUGAUAAAACGCACUUCUAUAUAUUCUUCUAUCUAUAUAAAUAAAAAUGGAUAGCCGAAUGUGCUGAUAAGAGCAAAACUCGAGAAAUAAAUUAUCCGAUUUAGGGCUGUAUUUAUUCUAUUAGAAUUUCUGUAUCAAAUAUUUAUUCCAUGUAACGGAGAUGUUAUAUGCAAGUGGCUGAAAAAUCUUGAACGAGAAUUUGUCCGAAAAUAAUCUAAUAUUAUAAUGACGAGUUUUGGUAGAAGUACUAGAAAUUUUAUAGUAAAAGGUGAUUUAAAAGGUAGGUUAGAAGAUCAUGAACGUGCGCUUAGUAAGAAAACGUGAAUUUUAUAACGAAAAAUAAAUUUUGGGCGGGACGAAGUUUGCCGGGUCAGCUUCAAAUAAAAUCGAGGGGAAUUUCAGUGAAUUGUUUGAUUCGCGUUGAUCGUGAAAUUGUAUGAACAAAAGGUUUCCACAGGAAGUUUUGCAUUGAGUGCGACAACAGGUAUGAUAUAAAAUUUGGGGAAAUUAUUUUUCCGUAAUUCAAUCAAUUUUUAUGUCAUGCGCAAAUAGUGUCAGUUUUUCAACAUCCCAAACUACAUUCCAAUAGCUUCAGCCCAGUUAACAUGCGCCGAGUUAAAAAGCAGUAUAGUUGAAGCAGGUCCAGUUAUCGAACGAUUAACGUACAUUAUAUUUCACGAAGAAAACUGAAUCAAAUAGUUCACCAUAAUUCCGAAGAAAUUCUUUCACUUUACUGUUGAUACCGCACUUCAGUCGCAAUCGUGGCCAGCCGGUUCCACCAAUUCUUCAUGUGACCGAUGUCGCUGGCGAUUUUCAUGCCAUAUCGACUACCUAUUGGUAGCACCAUAUCAGAUUGCAGUAAAUCUUUGUGGGUGUAAAAACAUUGCCAACUUCUAGGCCCUUCUCAAAAAGUCGUCUAGAUUUCUUUCAAGAUUUCAAGUAUGUAAAGUUGUUGCAAUGAUCAAUGUUUUGACACCCACAAAGUGGCACUGCAAUCUGAAUUGAUGAUAGCGAUGAUGAUGGACAAAAUGUGAUAGAUUAGCAUCACUUCAAAACUCUCUCCGUCGGUAUCUUCCCGGUGGGUUUGUUUUACCUAAUUGGUUCUAGAUGCCACGGAAUGAGAAAACAGUCACAGGAUGGUUAUGUCUAUGCUUCAUCAAUAAAGAACAUAUUGAACUAUCAAAUCUGUAAGGUCGUGUACAUCAGUGAUCAGAUAAUGUGAAAGUCAUAACCAAAACAAAAAAGCAAGACUCUACCACUCACUGACAAAUUUCGGAAAGGUUUAUAGAAUUACUGGGGAACUCACUUGCGCGGAUAAUCCGCACCGCGGAUCAACCGCUCGCGGAUAAUCGAGGUUCUACUGUAUUGAAGCUUGAUGUAAUGAUUAAACUGUGGAACGAAGUGGAUCGGAAUACAAAACCACGAAAGAAAAACACAAGCUUAAUAGUUUAACUUUUAUUAGCGACCGUUUCACUGGAGAAUUAAUCUUCGAAUGAUAAUGAAAGAACACACGUUCUUACACAUUUCUCGUUGCUCGUUCCGAUUUUACGAAUGAAAUACAGCUCUGAUUGUCUUCGUGGAUUACUGUUGCCUUUUUCUGCUCUUCACCCAUAUCCUUUAACAAAGCCCUCAACCAUAUCAACUCCUGACAAGAUGGCUACGUACUCUGUUUCCAUAGAGGAGAGUGUUAUAGAAGAUUGCUUUCGGCUUAUCCAGGAAAUAGCUGCUCCUCCGAAUAAGAACGUAAAUCCUGAAGUUGGUUUCCUGCUCACCACAUCUCCUACCCAAUCAGCAUCCGCAAAACCAACCAGUUCUCCUCAACUCUCCUGUCAACUUCCAAGAUCUGGUACCAAGCAGGUAGCAUAACACUCUUUUCGCAGCCGUCCAAUCAGCUUGUGUAGGAUUACUAACUCUUCUACCUAAAAUCGAUGUGCUCACUGAUAUAUCAGGCCGUGCAUGUACUGAUAUGUAGAGUAACGCUCCGACUAAACUUCGGUACAUCGAUUGAUCUUCUAAUUUGUUCUCACAUUCUAACUUCAAAUACCCUUCGUCCAUCGGGGUUUUCGCAUAUUUUGCAUCUGACAUUCCGAAUCGAGCCGCCAACUUCUCUACGUAUCCACACAAGCUCAAGCUGUAUUUGCCUUUUGCACGGUGUAUUUCCAUACCAAGAAAGUACUGCAGUUCUCCCAGAUUCGUAAUAUCUAAAUGCUUUUUCAAUUACUUAAAUAUUCGCGUAGUAAUUGUUUCAUCAACACAUCCUAGAACCAUGUCAUCGACAUACACUAGUAAGUAUGCCAACCUACCGCUGAAUGACUUCGUAUAUAGACAUGCGUCAGCCGAACUUUGAUGAAAACCCAUUCGUAUCAGUAUUUCGUGUAGUCGUCGAUUCCAACAUCUAGCACUCUGUUUUAGGCCAUAAAUACUGCGCUUCAAACGACAAACUAGAUUUUCCUUCCCUGUCUCUACGUACCCAGGGGUUGUCGCAUAUACAGUUCCUCCUGAAGCUCGCCAUGUAGAUAUGCCGUUUUCACGUCAAGAUGUAUCAGGGUUAUGUUAUUUCGGCUCGCAAUAGCAAGUAGUGCUCGAAAUGUGAUCUGGCUUGUUACAGGCGCAAACACUUCCUCGUAGUCCACCCAUAUUACUGCGUAAAACCCUGCACAACUAGACGAGCUUUGUACUUGAUUACCUCUCCCGACGCAUCGUACUUCAACUUAUAAACCCAUUUGCUGCCGAUAGCUUUUCUUCCAGCGGAUAAAUGUGUCAACUCCCAUGUCCCAUUCACAUCAUGGCUUGACAUCUCCUCCUGCAUAGCGAUCUCCCAAUCGGCUGCCUUGUUUGAUUUUCUUGCCUCUUGUACGCUUCGUGAUUACUCCGUCACCCAGCAAACUGUAUUGACUUCAUCAUCAAAACGAAUCAGCAGUUUACCCUUAUUGUUCCUCGCCGAUCUUCGCAAUUCAGGAGAAAAACCAUCUAGUAGCGAUUCACUUGACUCAACCCCAAAAAACUCAUUUUCUGAAACACUGUCAUAGCUUGUUUCCGCCACCUGGCUGCAUCGUUUCAUCCAGCUCUUCCUCUUCUACUUGCUCAGUUACAGGAUCUCCAACCGGAUCCACUUCUGAUUGUUUAUUAGACCCUAGAGAUUCUUCUAUAACCGUUGUCUUUGGUUUAUUUACCUCCCGCACCGACUCCUUUGAAUCCAUCUCCAUUUCGAGAAAUUUUGCAUCUCGACUAAUCAAUAUUUUAUCGGUGGAUGUAUUCAAAAAACGAUAAGCCUUCCUGUUCUCUGCGUAGCCCACGAACUUUAAUUUUAUAGCGUUACUAUCCAGCUUACUACGUUUUUCAUCCGGAACACGUACCCAGUCGUCCGUUCCAAAUACUCGCAUAUGAUUAUAUUUGGGUUGCUUACCAAACCACAACUCGUACGGUGUACGAUCCAGCUUCCAAGCUUAAUAGUUUAACUUUUAUUAGCGACCGUUUCACUUGAGAAUUAAUCUUCGAACACGUUUUUACAAAUUUUGUUCGUAACGGUUGGCAAUACUUCAGCUCCGCUGUAAGAUGUUGCUGCGCAGUCAUGAAUAACGAGGUGCGCACUGAUAAUUAUAACAUAAACAUGAUUGAUUGAGAGAUAGAGGCGAAUGAACUGCAAAGUUUAAAGCCUCUUAAAAACAAAGAAAGAAAGAAAGAAUGAUUGAGAGAAAACAAGUGUAGCUCAGUGUACACCAUGUGACUUUUUUCAUUUAGGCCGUAUUGGUUCGGAAAUAUUAGGCGAUUUGCCCCCACUUACCUUGCGUCUGCACGUCUCAAAAGCAGAGCGGUGUAUGCCCAUUCACAUUGAACACUAAUUUGAUACGGAGUUAAUUUUUAUUCAUAAUUUCUAUUUGAAAGAUGUUCAUUCUGCCUGAAUAUGAACCGAAGUUCAAUGACGUGUCGUUUAUUUCGUUUUCACCGUGCAGUGUAUACGGGAAUAAGGCCCCUUGAUACAAUUUAGACGCCUCAAGACAAGAAUUGAAUCCAGUUAUUGUCAGUGAGUUAAUACACCCAGGUUUUUUUUUACGCGGGGGAUACCUACCUCGUAAAAAAAACCGCGUUAAUUGAAAAAGCCCCGUAGAAAAAACCGCGUUAAUUCGAAAAUCCCGCGUCACCUAAUGAUAGAUAUCAAAUGGGACUAUCUUUACGUAGAACGGAAGUAAAAAGUUGAGUGUUGCUCGCUUCCGAAAACCCGUAGUUUUUUCCUGCAAUUUCGUUGGUUACGGGUAGCUAUAGUUCGGCUUUCCUCACGAAUAAGGUCAUCUGCUGUUGCUAGAAGAUCCCCUAGUAAUAUGUACACUUCUCCGCCGAUGUACGUGCAAUUGGACCGUCCAGAGCUAAGAAGACAGGGUAAGACAUUCACGAAUCGCUGCCCGUAAAAACCCGGUCCCGUAGUACCGCCCGGCGAGCUCUCCGUUACCCAACACCUAAAAUCCACGUAAGAAUCGUGAUAAGGUGCAGCACUAAGCGCUAAACUCCGUUACUAGCACUAAUUACCGUAAUUUGCUCUGAGGGAACAUGAGAGAAAAAUGUGAGCUGAGGGGGAAAAUCCGCGUAAAAAAAACCUCGUAAAAAACCGCGUAAAUAAACCUGGGUGUACUCGAUCGUUUGAGACCUUCUGGAAACCAAAAAAAACCGUUACCUAAACCGUUGGGAAAACAAAU
Molecule: messenger RNA, 13257 nt
Organism: Toxorhynchites rutilus septentrionalis
Lineage: Eukaryota; Metazoa; Arthropoda; Insecta; Diptera; Culicidae
Gene: ca
Exons: 10
Coding region: 233-6253 (2006 amino acids)
Source: RefSeq, a predicted model, not a curated record